Sapajus apella (tufted capuchin) is the source of this 3981-nucleotide messenger RNA. RefSeq names its product carbonic anhydrase 12 (gene CA12). The record is from RefSeq and is a predicted model, not a curated record. The coding region runs from base 623 to 1690 and encodes 355 amino acids. The transcript has 11 exons. NCBI's taxonomy places the organism in Eukaryota, Metazoa, Chordata, Mammalia, Primates, Cebidae. Gene Ontology annotation, cellular component: plasma membrane. Gene Ontology annotation, molecular function: carbonate dehydratase activity; zinc ion binding.
AGCCUGGCGACAGAGCGAGACUCCGUCUCAAACAAGCAGGCGAGCAAGCAAACAAACGAAAACCUCCGGCCUCUGGCACAGCAGGCUCUGCGUAAUUACUUUCUCCAUUGCACCCUGCCUUGAUUAAUGGGCUCUGUCUAAGCAGCGGGCAAGGUGAACUCGUUGGGCUGUUACAGGACCAGUGACAGAGCAAGGGCAUGCCACUGAAGGGAUCCCUAGAAGCACACUUCCAGAGGCGAGGCAGGCGGAUCUCACCCACGCCUGUCAACAGCUCCUGGCGGAACUGGGUUCCGAGGUCAGCCCUGGCCCGGAGGAGCGCCGAGGACCCGCAGAACGCGGCUGAAGUGGUGGCUACAACUCACCUAGGAUCUGGGGCGCCAGCCCUCCGGUGGGCAGGGCGUUCUCCCCUCCCACCUCACCCCCCGCAUGAUGACAUCAUGUGUUUGGGGCUGAGUUGCUCCAUAAAAGCAGCCCCGGGGAGGGGAGACAGGAGCGCGAAGAGCGGACGUGCUAGCCAAGGCACACGGGCUGCGCGCACGCGGUCCUGGUGUGCUGCCAGAGCACGAGCCGCCCCUGGGAGCCCCCGGGACAGCAGGAGCCCGCCCCGCAGGAGCCCGCGAAGAUGCCCCGGAGCAGCCUGCACGCGGCGGCGGCCGUGCUUCUGCUGGUGAUCUUAAAGGAACAGCCUUCCAGCCCAGCCCCCGUGAACGGUUCCAAGUGGACCUAUUUUGGUCCUGAUGGGGAGAACACCUGGUCCAAGAAAUACCCAUCGUGUGGGGGCCUGUUGCAGUCCCCCAUAGACCUGCACAGCGACAUCCUCCAGUAUGACGCCAGCCUCACGCCCCUCACGUUCCAAGGCUACAAUCUGUCUACCAAUGAGCAGUUUCUCCUGACCAACAAUGGCCAUUCAGUGAAGCUGACCCUGCCCUCGCACAUGCACAUCCAGGGGCUCCAGUCUCGCUACAAUGCCACACAGCUGCACCUGCAUUGGGGGAACCCGAAGGACCCGCAUGGCUCUGAGCACACCAUCAGCGGAAAGCACUUCGCCGCCGAGCUGCACAUCGUUCAUUAUAACUCAGACCUGUAUCCCAAUGCCAGCAGUGCCAGCAACAAGUCAGAAGGCCUCGCUGUCCUAGCUGUUCUCAUUGAGAUGGGGUCCUUCAAUCCGUCCUAUGACAAGAUCUUCAGUCACCUUCAACGUGUAAAGUACAAAGGCCAGGAAGCAUUCAUCCCGGGAUUCAACAUUGAAGAGCUGCUUCCGGAGAGGACUGCUGAGUAUUACCGCUACCAGGGGUCCCUGACCACACCCCCUUGCAACCCCACUGUGCUCUGGACAGUUUUCCGAAACCCUGUGCAAAUUUCCCAGGAGCAGCUGCUGGCUUUGGAGACAGCCCUGUACUGCACACACAUGGACGACCCUUCCCCCAGAGAAAUGAUCAACAACUUCCGGCAGGUCCAGAAGUUCGAUGAGAGGCUGGUGUACACCUCCUUCCCCAAAGUGCAAGUCUGUCCCGCCACAGGACUGAGUCUGGGCGUCAUCCUCUCGCUGGCCCUGGCCGGCGUUCUUGGCAUCUGCAUUGUGCUGGUGGUGUCCAUUUGGCUUUUCAGAAGGAAGAGUAACAAAAAAGGUGGCAACAGGGGAGUCAUUUACAAGCCAGCCACCAAGGAGGAGACUGAGGCCCAGGCUUGAGGUCCCCGGAGCUCCCAGGCGCAUCCAGGAAGGACUUUGCUUUGGACCCUACACACUUUGGCUCUCUGAACACUUGCAACACCUCAAGGUGUUCUCUGCAGCUCAAUCUGCAAACAUGCCAGGCCUCAGGGAUCCUCUGCUGGGUGGCCAUUUAUCUUGGGACCAUGGCGGCUCCAGAGCCGUCCGCUCCAUGGAUGGGAUGUGCUCUCAGACCAAGCAGCAGGAACUCUGAGCUGCUUGCUGUAUCUGUGUGAGAUCAUUAAGUGGUCCGAAUUCUGGGAUCACAUGCUGGUGGGCCAUUAAUGGUUGGAAAAUAAUUCAUCUAGGGCUUUGCCAGAACAUAUUUUCAAGUGUCCUGGAAAUUCUGCUGCUUCUCCAAGCUUUCAGACAAGAAUGUGCACUCUGCUUAGGUUUUGCUUGGGAAGCUCAACUUCUUUCCUCAGGAGAUGGGGCAUCUCCCUCUGAUUUCCUUCUGCUAUGACAAAACCUUUAAUCUGCAUCUUACAACUCCGGGAUGAAUGGGGACGGGAAGGAUCAAGUUGCAGAGAGAAAAAGAACACAAGAUAUAUGUUGUGAGAUAUUAGGGACACUUUCACAGUCCUGUCCUUUGGAUCACAGACACUGCACAGACCUUAGGGAAAGGCAGGUUCAAGUUCCAUUUCUCGGUGGGGAGGAGAAGGGAGAGAGAGCUGCAGGGAGAGAGAUAAGAAGACGACGUGGAUGCUCUGGGAGAGUCUCACUUUGGAAUCAGAACUGGAAUCACAUUCUGUUUAUCAAGCCAUAUCAUAAGGACAGAAGAACCAAACCCAGCCUCCUGCUAGGGAGGCAGUUAUGUGUUGUACUCUACAGAUUUUAUAAAUAAUGAGGCUGUUCCUUGAAAGUGUGUUGUUGCUGUGUCCUGGAGGAGACCGAGCUCUGAGAUGACCUGAUCUGCCUUUGAAUCUGGAGGAAAUAGGCAGAAGCAACAUGACAGUAGAACUUCGUCUGUUUUGGUCGAAUUUUAUUUCAGCCACUUCUGCAGGAUCCCUACUGCCAACGUGGAAUGGGGGCUUAUCUACUCCUCUCUCUCUCUGAGGAUGUCAAAUCAUGGUUUAUCUAAAAUAUAGUUCAAGCUACAAAAGCAGGAGUUUAUCUGUGCAGGGGCUGGCAUCAUCAUGGCAUUUAGGGGCCAGUAAUAAUGGAAUGCUACUAAGAUACUCCAUAUUCUUCUCCCCAAAUCACACAGACAGAGAGGCACAACUCCUCCAUUUUCCUCCCACAGGUGAGAGCCCCGUGGAGGUGAGUCAGUGCCAUGACUGAGAAGGAACCGACCCCUAGUUGACAGAACUUUGCAGCUCCUUGAGAACGUUCUGAUUCACAAUCUCAUUUCGACAGCAUGAAAUGUCCUCUUGAAGCAUAGCUUUUUGAAUAAUACCUGAUUUCCUUCUACUCCUCCCUCUGACCCUAAGAAGUCUCUCUUCUGUACUGUCACAACUUUUCUUAAUUAUGGCAAGCCUGAUGGAGACUGUUUUGCUAGACAAAGUUACAAGUGACCUAACGGGGGCUCCAAAGUGUGUGUGUGUCUCUCUGUGUGUUUGUGUGUUAGUGCACUCAAGACCUCUAACAGCCUUGAAGUCUGGGGUGGCAUCCCAGCCUUGCCAUUAGCAUGCCUCAUGCCUCAUCAAAUGACAAGGACAACUUUCGUGACCAAGCAACAUGAAUUAGAUGACCUCUUGGCCUUGGUCCCAAAUUGUCAAUCAGAAAUGAAUAUAAAGGGCUUCAGAGCAGCGGGACUGCCUGUCAAAAGACUCUAUCUUUUGUGGAUGAGUUUCUUGAGAGAACAGAGAGACCAUUGUACCUGGCACAAGGGCUGUUCAUGAAAAGGGAAACUUCCCGGCAGGCGGGAGACAGCGGCAUGCCUCCUCCCGCUUCCUGCUGAGCACAGCCCCGGCUCGCAGCCCUGAGGCUGAGACCAGACAAAGCCAGAGAGGCAGAAAGAUGCUCCAGGAACCAACACCAUCAAUGUCUUUGCAAAUCCCCACAGGAUUCCUGCGGGUCCAGCUUUGGAACUGGGAAAUCUUUCUUCAGAUCCACACCAGUUGCCCCUAAAGGAUGCCAGUGCCGUGGUGUGUGAGGCUCAGUGGCUGCGCACAUUCGCUUCUACUAACUCUGCUGUGUGGUGGAUGCCUAGGUGGAAACAGCAAAAACAAGGCACAGGCUGCGGCCAGGGCCGUGGGGAAGGCCCUGGACUGUCAUUCAUGUGGGAUCUUGAAUCUCUUUGUUCUGUUUCAGUAUCAUCUUAGUAAAAUAGU